Molecule: messenger RNA, 3456 nt
Organism: Cornus florida
Lineage: Eukaryota; Viridiplantae; Streptophyta; Magnoliopsida; Cornales; Cornaceae
Exons: 13
Coding region: 184-2814 (876 amino acids)
Biological process (GO): positive regulation of transcription by RNA polymerase II
Cellular component (GO): MLL3/4 complex
Molecular function (GO): transcription coactivator activity; histone binding; histone H3K4 methyltransferase activity
Source: RefSeq, a predicted model, not a curated record
UUACAUAACCACCCUCCCAAUUUCGCUCUCGUCUUCACAAGCUCUUCACAGUCUCGCGUGACGUUUAUUAAUUUUUUUCUUUCAAUUUUUGGAUAUUUUAAAUUAUUUUUGGUUUAAAUUUUGGGAACAAAUAACGAAUCGCUUAAACUCACUCACUCAAUUCAAAACCCAAAUCUCGUAUGUAUGGCCUUUCACGUCGCUUGCCCAAUUACAUGCCGUCGAAUCUGCUACUGCGCGCUAGGGUUUCCCCGGAAGCUGCAGAGCGAGAAGGCACGGAAUGGUUUCUUGGAGGAGGUGGCUAGGGUUGGGGAGUUCUUGGAGGACCCGUGGCUGAUUAAAGUUAGGGAGAGGGACACCGUUCAGGUCGCUGUUCCUAAGGUUGUUGCGCCGGCUCCGCCACCGGUGACGGCGGUAGUGGCGGUGGCAGAUGGAGGUAGUGGAGGCGAUGGAGAGGAGUUGCUUUCCGCGCAGACGAAGAGGGCUGCGAUGCAGAGGAAGGCGGCUGCCGCGUCGUUGGUGGCGGAGGAUUAUGCUCGGCGGUUUGAGUCCGGUGAUUUGGUGCAGGAUGCCCCUAAAGAUCUUCCUGGAGAAGAGCAAGGUCAGUCUAAUGUCAAAGUUAUGUGUAGGCUUUGCUUUUUUGGUGAAAAUGAAGGAAGUGAGAAAGCAAGAAAGAUGUUGUCAUGCAAAAGUUGUGGCAAGAAGUAUCACAGGAACUGCCUGAAAGCUUGGGCUCAACAUAGAGAUCUUUUUCAUUGGAGUUCGUGGACUUGUCCCUCUUGCCGAAUUUGUGAGGUCUGCCGAAGAACUGGAGAUCCAAACAAGUUCACGUUCUGCCGAAGGUGUGAUGGUGCAUACCAUUGUUACUGCCAGCAGCCUCCACACAAGAAUGUAAGCAGUGGACCUUACUUGUGUCCUAAACAUACCAGGUGCCACAGCUGUGGAUCUACUGUAUCAGGAAAUGGUUUAAGCACAAGGUGGUUUCUAGGGUAUACUUGCUGUGAUGCUUGUGGAAGAUUGUUUGUGAAGGGAAACUACUGCCCUGUUUGUUUGAAGGUCUAUAGAGAUUCUGAAUCAACACCUAUGGUAUGUUGCGAUGCUUGUCAGCGUUGGGUGCACUGCCAGUGUGAUGGCAUCAGCGAUGAAAAAUAUAUGCAGUUUCAAGCAGAUGGAAAUCUUCAAUAUGUAUGUGCCACAUGCCGUGGAGAGUGCUACCAGGUUAGGGAUGUUGAGGAUGCCGUUCAGGAGCUUUGGAGGAGGAGAGACAAAGUUGACCAAGAUUUGAUAGUGAGCUUGAGGGCUGCUGCUGGAUUGCCAACCCAAGAAGAAAUAUUUUCUAUCUCACCUUUUUCAGAUGAUGAAGAAAAUGACCCUAUUAUAUUAAAGAAUGAAUAUGGCCGUUCUUUAAAGUUUUCUCUCAAAGGUUUAGUUGAUAAGUCGCCAAAGAAGACCAAGGAAUAUGGGAAGAAAUCUACAAACAAGAAGUACGGUAAGAAGAAGGGAUAUCUUCCUUCUUUAGUCAGUAAAAUGGAAGCACAUCAGAGUUUCGAAGGACAUAGUGGUACGCCAUCACUUGGAUACAGCGGGGGUGAUGACAAGAACGAUGACAUGCAGUCCCACAGAAGUGGAGAACUUUUUUCUUCUCCUGCUGCUGAAAGUUUGACUGAAGGGAUAUGCUCUAUCAAUCAGGCAGGGGUCCUGAAACACAAGUUCAUUGAUGAAAUUGCAGUGAGUAAUGAUAAUAGGAAAUCAAGAAUGGUUCAAAUUAAAAAUAUUAAAUCUCAUGGCAUGGUUAGUGGAGAUGACAUUGAAAAAAAUGCUAUCAAGUCGAUGACUUCAAAGGGACCGAAGUUAGUUAUACACUUAAGUGGGCGAAAUAGAAAUGUUACUAAUUCUCCGGGGUCUGAUGCUUCAAGCUAUCAAAGAGAGCAGGAGUUGACAACUUCUAAUGGGAGCGGAGAUAUUGGCCAACUACAAAUGACUGACCGGCGUAUGUUGGAAAGACAUGAUGCUACAGCUAAAUUUGCCAAUGGUAAAGGAGAUAUAGUUGAUUACUCUGAUGAAUUAAAGGUCUCUAAGUUUGGAAGAGAAGGCAACUUGAUAAAGAUCAGAAACAUUAACUCAGAAGUUUCUGACAUGAAACCUAAAUUUGGUGAAGGGAAUCUGGCUGAUGGAUAUGAAGCUGUUUCACUGGUGAAACCACGUGUUUCAUUGGGAAAACGAAGCAUUGAAGGAAGCGCAGCUAUGCCAGGGACUGAAACUGAAGUCCCUGCAGUACGGAGUGACAAGGCAUCUUUAAAGAAGCAUACGGAAGGUAGGCUUGAUGCAUCUCGUGAUUCCAUUAAUGACAACAGCCGCACACCUUCAGUCUUGCAUUCUUUACCAAAGGAUUCCAAGCCUUUACUGAAGCUUAAAUUCAAGAAUCCUUAUCACGAAAAUCAAACUUCCUGGGCUCCUCAUGGUGAGGAAGAGAAGAGUUUUGUUAAGGGCCAAAGGUCUAAAAGAAAGAGAUCAUCUCCCUUCAUGGAUAAAACAUCAACUAAGGAAUAUGAAGAUGCCGCACAAUGGUAUGAAGGAAGUACAUUGGAUGAUGAGAUCAUGGAUGCUAAUUGGAUACUGCAGAAGUUGGGAAAAGAUGCAAUUGGAAAGAGAGUGGAAGUUCAUCAGCCUUCUGACAAUACAUGGCACAAGGGAAUGGUAUCUGAUGUCAUUGAAGGUGCAUCAAUUGUGUCUGUUGCUCUAGAUGAUGGAAGGGCUAAAAACUUGGAACUCGGGAAGCAAGGAAUUCGCUUUGUUUCUCAAAAGCAAAAGCGGUAAGACGCACAGAGGUUGAAGUUAUUUUCUGGAUAAUUACAUCAUACAGAGAGACCUUCCAUUUCACCAGUGAGGAGUUCUCGAGAGCAAAAACAGUCAAAAGUAUGGGCGAUUGUUUCAUUUUGAGACUUCUGUUUCAGGGGUGUGGAUCAUUUAUCGCGCGUGUGGGCUUUUGGCUAUUUCAAUGCAGCAUAGUGGUUGUUAGGGUUUGGUUGUAUCAAGAGCUAAACCAGGUUCUAAUCUGAGGCAGGCACACCUUUUUUUCUUUAUUUUUUUCUUCUCUUCAUGUAAUUUAGAUUUUUGUGUCUCUCUUUCUCUCUCGUUAUAUUUUCUUUUCAUUGUAAGUCUCAGAAAACACCUCUACGUAUGUACUGUAACUCUGUAACUUAGUAACAAAUAUGUUAGCUCAUAGCUUGUGGGCAGUUAGUGGGUCUUCAUGUAAUAGCAUUUUCAUUCAGAUAGAAGAUUUGUUGAAAUUGUCCAAUGUAAUGAUUUUUUUAUUUUUAGUUUUAAUUUUCCCCUUCUUGACGGGCAGAGUAGUGAUGUAAGGCUCACUGGGGUUGGCUGCCACCUCUUUUGUAUGUAAUUUCUUGUUUUUUCAAGACUCUUCUGCUAAAAAAAAAAUUCAGAAGUUCUUUUUCUUUA